This is a messenger RNA of Ooceraea biroi (clonal raider ant), 2390 nucleotides long. It is a transcript of the gene Atu, whose product is annotated as Another transcription unit. Gene Ontology annotation, cellular component: Cdc73/Paf1 complex; nucleus. Gene Ontology annotation, biological process: positive regulation of transcription elongation by RNA polymerase II; transcription elongation by RNA polymerase II. Gene Ontology annotation, molecular function: RNA polymerase II C-terminal domain phosphoserine binding. Lineage: Eukaryota; Metazoa; Arthropoda; Insecta; Hymenoptera; Formicidae. The record is from RefSeq and is a predicted model, not a curated record.
UUACUGAUCCCGGCUACUGCAUGUAUUGUGCUUCAGUCUCAUUCGACUAUGUCACCAAUGCGCGAGUACUUGCGUGAUUCCAGCGGCGAUUCCGGAUCCGAGUCCGAUAAUGCGUCCGCGUCUUCGAGAUCGAGCCGCAGCGGCAGCCGGGCGUCGCAAGCUCCGUUGCCCAGCAAUGCUCGAAGCGAGCGUUCCGAGGACGAGAAUGGGGCGCCAGCUUCACCCGCAUCAAACGCCAGCGGUGCGUCCAGAUCCACGAAUCAGACGGUCGAAUCGAACAAACUCGACGGUCGUAGGUCCGAAAGCCCGUCAGGAUCGCCAACAGGAUCGGGUUCGAGGCGGUCGAGCGUCGGUUCUGUGCAGAGUGAAAAAUCCGGCUCCCCGCGAUCGCGAAGCGGCUCACCCAAGUCGGUAGCCUCCAACAGUUCGUUGGACGGCGCGAAAGUGAACGCAAGAUCGCGAUCACGUGAAAGCGCGCGUUCCGCGAGUCCAAAAUCACCGGCCAGCUCAAGGUCGACGCGCUCGGAUGCGAGAUCGACGGAGGGAAAGUCCAAGCCUCCGGCCUCACCGAGGUCCAAUGCCUCUGGCUACGACUCGCCGAAAAGCCGCAGAUCCAGGAGUGUCUCCUCGCAGAAGAGCCGCAGAUCAAGAAGCGUCUCUUCGCAGAAGAGUCGCAGAUCCAGGAGUGGCUCCUCCGAGAGGAGCAACAAGUCUAGCGGUUCCGCGAGUCCGGGUGACAGACGUUCGAAUUCGUCCACAUCCUCGCGAAAGUUCAACAAGUCGGCGGAGAGAGCGGGUUCCGAAAAGUCGGAUGGCAAAAGAUCGGCUUCCAAGAGUCCCAAAAACGACAAGAGCGACGAUGAGUCGAAUAGGUCCUUCAAACAGACAGAUCGAAGUCCAAAAUCGGAUGAGAGCGACGAAGAGAAGCAGUCGAAACGUAAACGACAAACUAGCGAUUCCGGUUCAGACGCGGAAAAGACUCUUAAGCGAGUUAAACCGAUAAUAAACUCCGAUUCCGAAAAUGACGCGGCAGAGAAGAACAGCGCUGCUCCAACCGCGGAUGCGCUGUUCGGUGAUGCAAGUGAUAUUAGUACGGAUGACGAAAAGGACAAAAAGGAUGAGGAGAAGGAGAGAGAACGGAGCCGCAGUCGAAGCAGAAGCGGAAGCAAGAGUCGUAGCAGAAGCAGGAGUAGAAGCAGGAGCAGGAGCAGAAGUCACAGCCGCGACAGAUCCGAGAGUGGCGGAGAGGGUCCGAGCAACCGGAUCGUCGAGGAUGAGGAAGAUAAGGACAAGGAUGAGGAACCGGAACCACCUCCGGAAACUAGAAUCGACGUGGAAAUCCCGAAGAUUACUACCGACCUCGGCCGCGAGAUUCAUUUCGUGAAGCUGCCGAAUUUCUUGUCCGUCGAAACGAGGCCGUUCGAUCACGAGACCUACGAGGACGAGAUCGACGAGGAAGAGACCCUGGACGAGGAAGGUCGCGCGCGACUGAAGCUCAAGGUUGAGAAUACUCUCAGAUGGAAAGAAAUCUUCAGCGACGAGGGCAAGGUAGUGAAGGAGAGCAACGCUAGAUUCGUUAAGUGGUCAGACGGCAGUAUGUCGUUGCACCUGGGAUCGGAAAUCUUCGACGUGUACAAGCAGCCGUUGCAAGGCGACCACAAUCACCUCUACAUCCGUCAGGGUACCGGUCUACAGGGACAAGCAGUGUUUCGGACGAAACUAACUUUCCGACCGCACUCUACCGAAUCGUUUACGCACAGGAAGAUGACCAUGUCACUAGCCGACAGGUCGCAAAAGACUUCUGGUAUUAAAGUUCUUUCUCAAGUGGGAAUGAACCCGGAUCAGAACAGAUACGAGAUGAUAAAGAAAGAGGAGGAGAAACUACGCAUGGCCAUGCGAGUUCAGAACAAGACGAAGAAGAGCACGGGUGGUAUCAGAAAUACCAGUCGUAUCACAGGAGCGUACAGCGGCGACGCGUAUCACGACGAUGGCUCCGACGACGAGGGUGCGAUCUCACUAGCGGCUAUAAAGAAUAAGUACAAAAAAGGCGCGGCAAUUCCUUCUAAAGCGUCGAACAUUUAUUCUUCCGACGAGGAAGGGUCGGACAUCGAAACACAUAGGCCCAAGAAGAACAUUAAGGGAAAGGUGCUCAAAGACUCGGACGACGAGUCCAAUUCUGGAAGUUCUGCGGGGAGCGGCGGAGAUGACAAUCAAGCCGAUGCAAGCGAUUGAGAAGAGACAUACGUACUAUUUAGUGAACAGACGUCUUUUUAUGGUAACAUAAAGAGGAGAUAUACCAUUUUGCGUAUAAUUUGUUAUAAAUAGUUAAAUAUGUGGAUGGUACAUAACUUACUGAUGUAAAUAGAACGAUAAAUAAAUCUACAUUAUGC